UUCAUCGCAGAAGUUGGCUGCCACGUAGUUGAUAUCCCUGCCAUGUAGCUAUUUUAGUUACAGUAUUUCAUGGAAGGGUUUGAAUUAGCUUUUUACUGAAUUCUGUCAGCAAGUGCCGGUUCACAAAAUGCUCCUUUUCUCCAUUUGUUCGCUAUUGCCCUCACUGUUUGUGUCCGUCACUGGGGGGAAACUGCCCGAGCCAGAGGUGAAAAUUGAAGUUUUACAUAAACCCUUCAUGUGCUACCGCAAGUCAAAAUAUGGAGACAUGCUACUUGUUCACUACGAAGGAUUCUUGGAAAGCAAUGGCACCAUGUUUCACUCCAGCCGCAAAGAUGGGGAUAAAAAUCCAGUAUGGUUCACUCUUGGGAUCCGAGAGGCGCUCAGAGGUUGGGAUAAGGGUCUACAGGACAUGUGCAAAGGAGAGCGCAGGAAACUGACUGUUCCUUCAUCUCUGGGAUAUGGCAAGGAAGGAAAAGGAAAGAUCCCUCCAAGCAGUACCCUCAUUUUUGACAUUGAGCUCAUGGAUAUCCAAAAUGGUCCCAGGUCUCACGAGUCGUUCCGGGAGAUGGAUCUUAACGAUGACUGGAAGCUCUCAAGGGAGGAGGUGAAAGAGUACCUGAAGAAAGAAUUUCAGAAACACGGAUACUCGCCUAAUGACACCCAUCAUGAAGUGAUGGUGGAGGACAUCUUCAAAAAUGAGGAUGAAGAUGAAGAUGGUUUUAUAACUGUGAGGGAAUUUGUCUACCAACACGAUGAGCUCUAAAAGACUGGUUUUCAUCUACUUUUCGAAACUACAAUCUGCUAUUUGUUUCAUCAAUUUCCUCCAAAAUAGUGCCAUGAAUUGAGGAAUUGUGAAUUAGUUUCUGGGCGGUUCAUGGACCUUUUGUUAUUUACACUACAUUCAAACAGUGCUGUCUAACUUUUGGUUUACAUCUGCUCCAUUUUGUGCCAUUUUAUUUAGGAACUAGGUCCAUAAUUUAUUUAUAUUUCCAUCCUUCAUGCACUGAUGUCAAAGCAGAUGUCUGUAGGAUACAGUAUUAUACACUAAAAAAAAUGAUUUCAUGAAAUAAAUGUUUUCUAAAUAAACAGAA
Messenger RNA from Acanthopagrus latus (yellowfin seabream), 1091 nucleotides. It is a transcript of the gene fkbp14, whose product is annotated as FKBP prolyl isomerase 14. Gene Ontology annotation, molecular function: calcium ion binding; peptidyl-prolyl cis-trans isomerase activity. The transcript has 4 exons. The coding region runs from base 128 to 763 and encodes 211 amino acids. Lineage: Eukaryota; Metazoa; Chordata; Actinopteri; Spariformes; Sparidae. The record is from RefSeq and is a predicted model, not a curated record.